CUGUCGUAAACAUACAAACCCUAAUUUGUACUUCCAUGCAGUACACUUUCUCCCUCCCCUUCUCUCUCUCUUCAUUGAAGUCCCUUAAUCUUCUAUAUAUCUUUUUAUCAAUUCAACAUUCGUUAAUAUGUGAUUCCCUCUUCUUCUUUUGGAUCUUACGUGAAAACCCAUCUCCUUUUGAUCUCCUGGAUCUUUGAAAUUCACCUACCGUACGUCACAAGCAAAACCAAUCGAUUUGGAGUUUUCUUUAAAUUUCAGAUCGAUGGACAACGAAAGGAUUGUCGAGAGAGAACACAACCAAUGUUACGAAGACGAGUCUACAGAUUCUAGGAAACCACCUCCGUGGAGGAAACAGAUCACGAUCCGUUCCAUCGUCGCGAGUGUGUUCAUCGGAACCGUGUACAGUGUCAUCUGUCUGAAGCUAAACCUAACGACGGGACUCGUACCGAAUCUCAACAUCUCAUCAGCUCUUCUAGCCUUCGUCUUCCUCAAAUCAUGGACCAAGAUCCUCCAGAAAGCAGGAAUCGUCACCACUCCUUUCACACGCCAAGAGAACACCAUCGCUCAGACUUGUGCUGUUGCUUGUUACAGCAUCGCCCUUGCAGGUGGAUUUGCGUCGUACUUGUUGGGUUUGAAUAGAAGAACAUACGAGCUAACGGGAGUGAACACACAAGGAAACAAUGCACGUGGUAUCAAGGAGCCUGGUGUUGGAUGGAUGACGUCAUUCCUCUUUGUUACUAGCUUCAUUGGACUAGUUGUAUUGGUUCCUCUUCGAAAGGUGAUGAUUAUAGACUAUAAGCUCACGUAUCCUAGUGGAACAGCAACUGCUGUUCUUAUCAAUGGGUUUCACACUAGCAAAGGAGACAAAACAGCCAAGAAACAGAUUCGUGGGUUUGUAAAAUCGUUUUUCUUGAGUUUCUUUUGGGCAUUCUUUGGAUGGUUCUAUUCAGGUGGUGACUCAUGUGGCUUCUCUCAGUUCCCUACGUUUGGAUUACAAGCUUGGAAAAAAUCUUUUUUCUUCGACUUUAGUAUGACAUACGUUGGAGCUGGGAUGAUCUGCUCACAUUUGGUGAAUCUAUCGUUGCUAUUUGGUGCAAUCCUCUCGUGGGGAAUCAUGUGGCCACUGAUAGCAAACCUCAAAGGAGAAUGGUUUCCCGCUACUUUGCCAGAGAGCAGCAUGAAGAGCUUAAACGGUUACAAGGUUUUUAUAUGCAUUGCGUUGAUCUUAGGAGAUGGGCUUUAUAACUUCCUCAAGAUACUCAUUUUCACCGCAAGAAACUUUCACUCUAGACUCUCCAAAACCAACACCAUCAACACAUUGGUGGAAGUUCCAGGAGAAGGCACAAAGGAAUCUGAAAGGUUGAAACGAGAGAACGAGGUGUUUGUUCGAGAGAGCAUUCCGUUAUGGAUGGCUUGUGUUGGAUACUUUUUCUUCUCACUUGUCUCCAUCAUUGCAAUCCCUCUCAUGUUCCCUCAGCUCAAAUGGUACUUCGUCCUCGUAGCUUACCUCCUCGCCCCGUCUCUCAGCUUCUGUAACGCGUACGGAGCCGGUUUAACCGACAUGAACAUGGCUUACAACUACGGCAAAGCCGCCCUCUUCGUGAUGGCGGCUUUGGCUGGCGAAAACGACGGUGUGGUGGCCGGGAUGGUGGCUUGUGGACUCAUCAAAUCGAUAGUUUCUGUGUCAGCUGACUUGAUGCACGAUUUCAAAACGGGACAUCUAACGUUAACCUCGCCGCGCUCUAUGCUUGUGGCGCAAGCCAUAGGGACAGCGAUAGGCUGCGUGGUUGCGCCGCUCACUUUCUUCCUUUUCUACAAGGCGUUUGAUGUUGGGAACCCUGACGGUGAGUACAAGGCUCCUUACGCUAUCAUCUACAGAAACAUGGCCAUCAUCGGCGUUCAAGGUCUCUCUGCUCUCCCUCGUAACUGUCUCGAGCUUUGCUACGGGUUCUUUGCGUUUUCGGUUGCUGCUAACUUGGCGAGAGACUUCUUACCGGAGAAGCUAGGGAAGUGGAUACCACUUCCCAUGGCGAUGGCUGUACCGUUCUUGGUGGGUGGCUCGUUUGCGAUCGAUAUGUGUAUUGGGAGCUUUGUGGUGUUUGUUUGGCAGAAGGUGAACCGUAAGAAGGCAGAGUUUAUGGUUCCAGCUGUUGCUUCAGGUUUGAUAUGUGGAGAUGGUCUCUGGAUUCUGCCUUCUUCUCUACUGGCUCUGGCUAAGAUUCGACCACCUAUAUGUAUGAACUUCACACCAGCUCACUAGUCUCUAAGGAGAGAGGACUUAUCAAGGCAGAACCCAAACUCAUUGCUGAAGAAAUGUAUAAUAGAUAUGGUUUAGAUUAGGAGUAGAGAGUUAAAGAGAGAAUUCAAAGUAAACCACAUAUACACGUCUUAUAUGCUAUUGAUAAUUUUGAAUAAGAAUGAAGAGAAAGAGUUUGGUUAUAAAACCAGUCCCAGCUUAUAUCAGAAAGCUGAUUUUAUUAGAUGAUAAAAUUACACUACUACUCACUAAAAGGGGAGGAGAACAGGACAUAAACGCGACCACAAAUUACUACCACAUAUCGAUUAGCACAGAAGUCUUGGA
Molecule: messenger RNA, 2581 nt
Organism: Raphanus sativus (radish)
Lineage: Eukaryota; Viridiplantae; Streptophyta; Magnoliopsida; Brassicales; Brassicaceae
Product: metal-nicotianamine transporter YSL2
Exons: 6
Coding region: 263-2260 (665 amino acids)
Biological process (GO): seed development; response to iron ion
Cellular component (GO): plasma membrane
Molecular function (GO): oligopeptide transmembrane transporter activity; iron-nicotianamine transmembrane transporter activity
Source: RefSeq, a predicted model, not a curated record